This is a messenger RNA of Carassius gibelio (silver crucian carp), 941 nucleotides long. Its product is annotated as putative nuclease HARBI1. The record is from RefSeq and is a predicted model, not a curated record. Lineage: Eukaryota; Metazoa; Chordata; Actinopteri; Cypriniformes; Cyprinidae. The coding region runs from base 1 to 816 and encodes 271 amino acids. The transcript has 3 exons.
AUGCCACGGCCAACCAUUCACAGAAUUAUACAUCGAGUGGCUGAUGAAGUCAUAGCAAUUUUGCCAAAGGUUGUGGCCCUACCAAAGACAGAAGAACACCUGAUCCAGGUUGGUGCAGGCUUUGCUUCUCUCACCAAUCACCAGGCAUUUGGUAGAGCUGUUGGAGCAAUUGAUGGAUGCCAUGUGAGAAUAAAACCACCAGCUGGCCCUGAUGAACAGUGCUAUAAAAACAGAAAGCUGUUUGCCUCUAUCCUGCUUCAAGGUAUAUGCGACCAUCAAGGAGCAUUUUUAGACAUUUUUGUAGGGUACCCUGGGAGUGUCCACGACUCACGGGUGCUUAAGAACAGCCCCAUUUACAACCAGGCAAAGUAUCCACCUCAGGGCUUUUUCCUCCUCGGCGAUGGUGGGUACCCCUGCACAGAGAAGCCAAUCGCAAUCAUGACACCGUUUAAGAAUCCAGCCUCACCAUCUACUCAGCGCUUCAAUGCACGUCUUUCCAAAGGCCGCUCAAUUAUUGAGCGUGCUUUUGGAAUGAUGAAGACGCGAUUUAGAGCCAUCUUCCUUCAAGCACUUGAAGUGCAUCCAACAUUUGCCCCAAAGGUAAUAGCAUCAUGCACCAUGCUGCACAACAUCUGCCUUGGUGUUGGCGACAUUAUACAACCAGACGACAGCCAAGAAGAAGAGGAAGAUGAUGUGGAGGCAUGCAAUCAAGUAGAGGCAGUAUCUGGAGCAGCAUGGCGUUUGAGAUUGUGCAACCAAGUGUCUGCCUUACAGGAUGUCAACCAGGACCACGACUACAUAAUUCAUCCUAAUUAAAAAUGCUUACCAAGAAGUCAGCAUGAGAGCUCACACAACACAUGACAUCUUUUUCAUAAUAUAUCUUUUAUUUUUGUUAAAUUGUAACCAAAUACAUUUUAUUCAUUAAAUAUUUUUAAGCCAUU